AUGGGUUUCGGUGUGUUAAUAUGUUUCGUCGUUGCAGCGCGCGCGAUGAAUCCCAGAAACACGGCACCAACUGAAAUCACCUUCAAUAACGAGAAGCAAAUUGCAGAGAGAAAAUUGUUUGGCACCGGAAAGAAAUUCUAUCUCUUCGGGCUUAAGAACCCAAACGCCUCACUCGCCCUGCCGUUACACACGGACGACGAGCAGACCCCAGCGAACAAUUUCACGGAUAUCGUCUUGCAAUUCGUCAACUCGAGCAUUUGCAAUUGCGGCACCGAAAAGGCAAAAGAGAAGAUACCGAUAAUAAAGUUAGUUUUAAAGGGCAUCUUCAAGUUGCCGUUCGUGCAAUAUUUAAUCGACGAAAACACUCAGAACGGAAUACUUAAGCAGCUAACGGAAUGCGCCGAAAGACCUGUAACGGCAAGAGAACGGAGAAAGAGGAAAAAGUCAAGAAACAAGCACAGGAACAGGAGCGGCGAUAUGGGCUUGAGGGCUUUCUUCACCGGCGCGAUCGUAAACGGUGGAGAGUCCGAAGAAUCGAAAAAGACAAUGACGAUCAAAUUCAAAUCGAUACUCGACGACAUACUAAAAACCGAAGGGGCGAAGUUACGCGAGGAGUCCAAACAAGCACUUAUGAAAUUAAUACUAGAGUUGGAUCGUUUGCGUAAAAGUAAAAAUAGUGAGUUACAUACGGACGAUGGCAGUGCUAACGGAGAAGAUAAAGGCGCUAGUCCCAACAAAGACACCGACGAGGAUGAUGACGCUAGCUUGACCUCAGAUAACAAAGAAUUUAGGGCCAACGAUGGCAACGGUUCUACCAGGGGCGCAGCGAGCGAUGAAAUAGUCAUCGAUCAUAACAUGGAGAUAUCCGUGAGGAUGAAUGGGGGAAAAGCUGAU
Messenger RNA from Iphiclides podalirius (scarce swallowtail), 894 nucleotides. The record is from the annotation of a GenBank genome assembly. NCBI's taxonomy places the organism in Eukaryota, Metazoa, Arthropoda, Insecta, Lepidoptera, Papilionidae.